Molecule: messenger RNA, 2769 nt
Organism: Exophiala mesophila
Lineage: Eukaryota; Fungi; Ascomycota; Eurotiomycetes; Chaetothyriales; Herpotrichiellaceae
Exons: 3
Coding region: 826-2445 (539 amino acids)
Biological process (GO): protein dephosphorylation
Molecular function (GO): protein tyrosine phosphatase activity
Source: RefSeq, a predicted model, not a curated record
GCCAUAUUGUGACAUAUCAUCCACAGCCUCACCGGCCGGCCUGUGUGAUAUUUCCCAUUGGAAGACUCCGACCAUCAUUGCUUGUCCAAGUGCAAGGACACAAGAUCUUGCAAGGCUGUACAUGUCUUUAUCGUUCUAGUGGCUGGACACAUCUUCACUCGGCACAAUCAAUCCACCAACUCUCGAACAUAUUCAUUAAUCCCAACGAUACACGCACUACUCUAAGCGCCCAGAUUCACGUCAACUACCUCCAAAAACGAAGUUUUGACUCUUUGUUGUGGAUGCGUCCUAGACAAGGCUGACCUGAGAUCACAAUUACCUCUCAAAGUACCUCAUCCUUUCAUUCUGCUCCCGCUUGACGUUUGAUCCGUUCGGGUUGCAGGGGAAAGGACAAUCAAUAACCCAACCCUUCUUUCUUAACCUGGAUUACCACAACCCACUCCGUCCACAAAUCUCUUCCUUCACAAAAACACAACAACAACCUAGAGAUAUUAUUCAUCGUAUCCUACUUGUCCACUGAUCAUUAAUAUCAUUCACGCCAAAGCCACCACGACCGUCUCAAAGUUCUUCACCGACAAACACGGCGCCGCUCCUCAGGAUCCUGCAUCCGAGGAAUCCCAAUCCUCCAACACGCCACCACUCUCACGCUCCUCAUUCUUGCACAGGCUCCGAAUACACUCGCCUUCAAGGAGAUCCAAGACACUUCCUAACCUGACCAUCCGCCCAACCACUGCUCCAUCAGGCUCUGUCUCGACUUCCAGUUCUCAACGUUGGACGGAUGCCAGCAACUCCCACCAUGCUCAGAUCAGCGAGAUAGCCCAUCUCAUGCCACAAGCUAUGCAACUCAGCACCCCUUCGAUGCAACACAACAAGCGACAACGAUCUCGAGACUCGGCCUUGCGGGUAUCGAGGCCCGCCUCGUCAGGGAACUCGCCGUUUGAUGAUAACGAUGAUAGUAGCCAUGAUAACACCGCCGCCACUGAAAAGAGGGACGACUUGGCUCAAAUUCUGUCUGUCAAGAUGCCCCCCUAUCUGACCAAAGGCCGUUCAGAAAUCUCUGAAGCUUUCCAAGAGUUGGAAUGGAGGCAACGCUCUCGAAUGGCUGAAGCCAUGCGGAAUCCAGAUUCUUCCCAAUACAGAAUUAGCAGAACCCCCGUUACUACCAGCCGAAAUCGCUAUGCUAACGUCCAGCCCUGGGAUGCUGUCAGAGUGAAGCUGGAUCCCGCCAUCGAUGGUUCUGACUACAUCAAUGCUUCUCCCAUCGUGCUGCAGAGUCGUCGACCCAAAACCAAGACCAGCAAAAGCACAAAAACGCCACAGAGCUCGGAUUUAGCUCUCGAACAAAACCUGAGCAGAUACAUUGCUACUCAAGGUCCCAAGAAUGGACAGUUCUUUCACUUCUGGCAGAUGGUGAUGCAGGAAAGCUGUGGUGACGUUGGCGUCGUGAUCAUGCUCACUCGACUCUCUGAAGGCAACAGAGAAAAAUGUGCUCAGUAUUAUCCCGCCCAAGAGAGCAACCCAACAAUGGUACUAUCUAGUGAUGAGGGCAAGGACGCUAGAGAAGGCAGUCAGGAUGACGAUGACGCAACUCCGCCGCCAGAUGGGGAGCAAGGAGACUCUUCUUCUGGCGAUCCAGACGAGCAGACACAGACCAGUCGCACAUUAACAAUCACAUUGAUUUCGUCGCGCUAUGAUCCUGCCAUCAGAUGCGAGGUUCGAGAAUUGCAGCUCGACAUGGACGGUCAACGCAAGACCAUCCAUCAUUAUCUUUUCAACGGCUGGCCGGAUUUUGGAAAACCAGAAGCCGCCGAGCGGGUGGCUCUGUUGGAGCUCACCAAGGUCUCUAGGUUGAUUGCCAAAGAUUCUCCUCGGUUCGUUCACUGCUCAGCGGGCGUUGGCCGCACAGGCACUUGGAUAGCGUUGGAUUUCCUUCUCCAAGAGCUUGAGGCUGGACGACUUUUGGAAUCUUCAGCGACCAGUACAUCAUCAGGUACUGUCUCGAGUCCAACAUGGGGCCGAAGCGGUCCUCCUAAGGCGACGACACCAGACCCUAAUGAUCAAGAGGAUCUUGUCUCGGAAACCGUCAACUGUCUCCGGGAGCAACGCAUGAUGAUGGUGAUGAAUGAGUUGCAAUACAGUUUCAUUUACGAAGUAUUGAAAGAUGCCUUCAUUGACAAAUACGCCGACCGGCAAACAGGCCCGAUUGUCAUUGAAGUUCAGGAACCCAGUCCAAAGAUGGCUAGAACCAGAUCUCCUCAACGGGAGCGUGGUCGAUCGGAAGAAGACGCCGUCAGCGAAGCAGAGACGGAAAUCAUGGACAAGGAUGAAGAGAAGGAAGACGACGACACAAUUGACGAUCCCUACUCCGCUGUGGCACCGGACACGAUCCGAGAAGGAAUGAAGAACCAACAUCAGGACACUGUUCAAGAUCAUGAGGCGAUAUGAGGUACUUAGAAAGUCAAUUGACAACAAACUGGUUUAUGAGGCGAAGAUAUGAAUGAAUCGAAUCGGUUAUGCACCCGAUGUAUGGUUAUGAUGUGAUGUGUAUAUCGGGCCUUUGGGUGAAGGCUAGGUCCUAGUGCGGACUAGAUCCGAACAUGAUCCUUUGCAAAGUCAUACAUAGAUGGAGAGGAGAUGUGUGGCGUAGGGUUGGAUCUUGCCAGAGUCAAAUGAGUAACAAAGAGGUCUACGAAGUAUAUGUCUGUAUGUCUGUAUGUCUGAAUGUCGGUUGGGAAUUGGCUUGACCCCAUGAGUCUGGGAGAAUCUGUG